UAGUAAUAUUGGGUCUAUGCGCAUUUAAAAUAAAGAUUCUUUACGUCGAGUGACUAACUUUAAAAAGAAGCUUUUCAAUGUUUUAUAUUUUAUUAUCCAUUUCAUUGGUUGUCUCCGCACAGCCAACACCAAUCAGAGAAGAAGUAUUUGAUUCAAGCAAACAGCGAAGUUUAAAAUGGACAUUCUCGCCGCCAAAAGCUUGGAAGGAGACACAAAUGCAGCUUGGAAAGAACUACACACACACUGUCUACCAGGCUUGUAACCCAGAAUUGAAUAAGGAUCCCAAAACACUUUGGACCAACUGGAUCCCCAAACAAGAUGCCCAUGAACUUUUUUUGGACCUAAGUUUUGCUCAGGCAGACAAGCAGUCUAUUUAUAUUUAUGUGCGAGAAUCGAGCCAAAGGCACUUUCAGUACUUUAGAAAACCACAAAGACAACCUCUUCUCAAUAUCACAGUCCUGCAUCCAUUUCCUGAUGCUCUUCCUCAGGAUGAGCACCUGAGCCAUGCUAAGGGCCUUAAAUUGGGAAAGAUCUCUCAGAAGGGUUUUUACCUGGGAUUUAGCUACAGCGGCAAGUGCACUUUUAUUGCUUCGAUCCAGGUGUUCUUCCUAAAAUGCCCAACGCUUCUUUGGAACCAAAUAGUAUUUGAGGAAACAGCGGCAGGAGGGUUGCAGAGAGGAGCGUGUGUGAACGGUUCUGUGGAGAUCAACGGCACAAAGAUAGAGUGUCGAAGAAAUGGGACGUGGAGUCCGCCGCAGGGGUUAUGUGUCGUUGAUACACAACACCAGACAGACCGAACCCAUUCAGAAGUAAUAUAUAUAUAUAGAGUGGUAAAAUUGUGUGUUUCAGUAAGACCCUCAAGCAGCCUGUGGUCCGCUUCUGACUCCACUCCCUCUCCUGUCCUAACCGCUGGUCUAGUGUGUUCUGCUCUGCUUUUUCUCAUUCUCAUUGCUGUUGUUUUCAUCUUUGUGAAGCGUCACAAGCUCAGUGGAGGUCAAGAAACUGAGCUGGUAUCCACAUCUGGUGUAACUCGAUAUCGACGUCCUCAAGAAGAAGUAUACACUGCUCAACCGGAGCCAGUCAACACUUUCAGGGUGAGCAGCUGUGAUCAGACUCAGAGUGCUGAAUGUAAGCCUUGUCCUCCCAGAAGUACAACACUUGGAGAGGAAGUGUCUCAGAGCGACUAUGGAUAUGAACAGCUGCAUACUGAUUCCACAAAAUCAGCUGAGAUGAGCGACGGGCCGCUGUGCGAUCUUAGAGAUGUGAUGGUGGAGCGUACGAAGCUGAAAAUGGGCCAAAAGCUUGGGAAAGGAGAGUUUGGGGCUGUCUACGAGGGUGUAUUUUCCACUCAGAAAGGACAAGAUAUCAGAGUGGCAGUGAAAACCUUGAAAGGUGCAGUCCACAGUAAAGAAGAUCUGGAGUCCUUUCUGAAGGAGGCAGAAAUUAUGAAGCAUUUUCAUCAUGUGAAUGUAGUUAAAUUGCUCGGGGUCGCACUAGAACCGGAUCCGGGGUCCUCUUUCCAUGUACCUCUUGUUAUUCUUCCCUUCAUGAAGCACGGAGAUCUGCACAGCUUCCUCAGAGCGACCCGCUACGGGGAUGUCCCCAUGUUUGUGCCUCAUCAGAGUCUUCUGGGUUUCAUGAUUGACAUUGCUGCAGGAAUGGAGUAUCUCAGCCUUCAGGGUUUCCUGCACAGAGACCUGGCUGCCCGCAAUUGCAUGUUGGGGGAUGACCUGCAUGUCUGUGUGGCUGACUUCGGCCUGUCUAAGAACAUCUAUUCCAGUAACUACUAUAGGCAGAAGAACAUGGACGUUAGCUUGCCUGUAAGGUGGAUGGCUAUAGAGAGUCUGUCUGACUUCUUAUACACCACCAAGAGUGAUGUGUGGUCUUUUGGAAUAACCAUGUGGGAGAUCACAUCCAGAGGGAAGAUACCUUAUCCAGGCAUCUCUGGUCAUGAGCUCCUGGACUUCCUGGAAAAUGGACACCGUCUCAAAAAAGCGAAGAAUGACAGUAAAUUAUAUGAGCUUAUGCUGAGCUGCUGGCACAGAGAUCCCUCUCAGAGGCCAGGAUUUGGAGAGCUGGGCCAGAGCCUCAAAGCACUUCUAUCUGAGCUUCCAACCCUGGAGGCCAGCAACGAGGACCACUACAUCAACCUGGGUCUGAAGGCAGCCAGUGAUCACCAGGACAGCGCAGGGACCCUGGAGCCCGAGGGGGAGAGGAUGAUGUAA
Molecule: messenger RNA, 2225 nt
Organism: Puntigrus tetrazona (Sumatra barb)
Lineage: Eukaryota; Metazoa; Chordata; Actinopteri; Cypriniformes; Cyprinidae
Product: tyrosine-protein kinase receptor TYRO3
Exons: 14
Coding region: 78-2225 (715 amino acids)
Biological process (GO): positive regulation of kinase activity; protein phosphorylation; cell surface receptor protein tyrosine kinase signaling pathway
Cellular component (GO): signaling receptor complex; membrane
Molecular function (GO): transmembrane receptor protein tyrosine kinase activity; protein binding; ATP binding
Source: RefSeq, a predicted model, not a curated record